Molecule: messenger RNA, 2318 nt
Organism: Acomys russatus (golden spiny mouse)
Lineage: Eukaryota; Metazoa; Chordata; Mammalia; Rodentia; Muridae
Gene: Crnkl1
Product: crooked neck pre-mRNA splicing factor 1
Exons: 14
Coding region: 74-2146 (690 amino acids)
Biological process (GO): mRNA splicing, via spliceosome; spliceosomal complex assembly
Cellular component (GO): Prp19 complex; U2-type catalytic step 2 spliceosome; post-mRNA release spliceosomal complex
Molecular function (GO): protein binding
Source: RefSeq, a predicted model, not a curated record
CUCCGCGGACCUGAGUCGCGCUUCCGAACUCCCGGGUGUGGGCCAGCGUCGCUCGCCUUCUGCGGCUGCAGACAUGGCGGCUUCCACGGCGGCCGGGAAACAGCGGAUUCCUAAAGUGGCCAAGGUGAAAAAUAAAGCUCCCGCCGAGGUGCAGAUAACCGCCGAGCAGCUCCUGAGAGAGGCUAAAGAGCGCGAGCUUGAGCUUCUCCCGCCGCCGCCGCAGCAGAAGAUCACAGACGAGGAAGAGUUGAACGACUACAAACUACGGAAGAGGAAGACUUUUGAAGAUAACAUAAGAAAAAAUAGGACUGUGAUUAGUAACUGGAUAAAAUAUGCACAGUGGGAAGAGAGUCUAAAGGAAAUUCAAAGGGCUCGAUCCAUAUACGAGCGUGCUUUAGAUGUUGACUACAGAAAUAUUACACUAUGGCUGAAAUAUGCAGAAAUGGAGAUGAAGAACCGCCAGGUCAACCACGCCCGGAAUAUCUGGGACCGUGCCAUAACAACACUGCCACGAGUCAACCAGUUCUGGUACAAGUACACGUACAUGGAGGAGAUGCUGGGCAACGUUGCUGGUGCCCGUCAGGUGUUUGAGCGCUGGAUGGAAUGGCAGCCCGAGGAGCAGGCCUGGCACUCCUACAUCAACUUCGAGCUGAGAUACAAAGAGGUGGAGCGGGCCCGCACCAUUUAUGAACGCUUUGUGCUUGUGCACCCUGCUGUGAAGAACUGGAUCAAGUACGCGCGGUUUGAGGAGAAGCAUGCUUACUUUGCCCAUGCCAGGAAGGUCUACGAGCGAGCGGUGGAGUUCUUCGGGGAUGAGCAUAUGGACGAGCACUUGUAUGUGGCCUUCGCUAAAUUUGAGGAAAAUCAGAAAGAAUUUGAAAGGGUACGAGUUAUCUACAAAUAUGCCCUGGAUAGAAUUUCAAAACAAGAGGCCCAAGAACUAUUUAAAAACUAUACCAUCUUUGAGAAGAAGUUUGGCGACCGGAGGGGUAUAGAAGACAUCAUCGUGAGCAAACGGAGAUUCCAGUAUGAAGAAGAAGUGAAGGCUAACCCACACAAUUACGAUGCGUGGUUUGAUUACUUGCGCUUGGUGGAGAGUGACGCAGAAGCCGACACUGUGCGUGAAGUGUACGAGAGGGCCAUUGCCAACGUGCCGCCCAUCCAGGAGAAGAGGCACUGGAAGCGUUACAUCUACCUCUGGAUCAACUAUGCGCUCUAUGAAGAGCUGGAGGCCAAGGACCCUGAAAGAACAAGACAGGUAUAUCAAGCGUCUUUGGAGCUUAUUCCUCACAAAAAGUUCACAUUUGCCAAAAUGUGGUUAUAUUAUGCACAGUUUGAAAUAAGACAGAAAAAUCUUCCCUUUGCCAGAAGAGCUCUGGGGACCUCCAUAGGCAAAUGUCCAAAGAACAAGCUAUUCAAAGGUUACAUAGAACUGGAACUGCAGCUUCGAGAAUUUGACAGAUGCCGGAAGCUUUAUGAAAAGUUCUUGGAAUUUGGACCUGAAAAUUGUACCUCAUGGAUUAAGUUUGCAGAAUUAGAGACAAUCCUUGGUGAUAUCGAGAGAGCUCGAGCAAUCUAUGAACUAGCCAUCAGCCAGCCACGCUUGGACAUGCCAGAGGUACUUUGGAAAUCAUAUAUUGAUUUUGAGAUUGAGCAGGAAGAGACUUCAAGAACACGAAGCCUUUACAGACAGUUGCUUCAGCGAACGCAGCAUGUCAAGGUAUGGAUCAGUUUUGCUCAGUUUGAGUUAUCUUCAGGGAAAGAAGGAAGUGUGGCUAAAUGCAGACAGAUUUAUGAAGAGGCUAAUAAGACCAUGAGAAACUGUGAAGAGAAAGAAGAGAGACUUAUGUUGCUGGAAUCCUGGCGAAGUUUUGAAGAUGAAUUUGGAACAGUAUCAGACAAGGAGAGAGUAGACAAACUCAUGCCAGAAAAGGUCAAGAAGAGGAGAAAGGUCCAGGCCGACGAUGGGUCUGAUGCUGGCUGGGAAGAAUACUAUGACUACAUCUUUCCAGAGGAUGCUGCCAACCAGCCUAACCUCAAGCUUCUGGCAAUGGCCAAACUUUGGAAGAAACAGCAACAAGAAAGAGAAGCUGCCGAACAGGAUCCAGAUAAGGAUAUUGAUGAGAGUGAAUCCUCAUCUUUUUAAAUGUUGCAAUUGCUUUUUAUAAACUAAUAGUGUAGGACUUUGACUUCUGGAUGUUUUUAUAUAUUUACACAGUAAGGAAUUGUUUUGACAGCUACCUUUUGAAUUAUUUUUUAAAAUGCUCUUGGGCUAACUACGGGUGGGAGAUUGCAAAUAAAGAAUUUUUAACAAUUUU